AUGUAUAAUAAUUUAAAUAUGGAUAAUAAUAAUAAUAAUAAUAAUAUGAAUAUACAUAAUGGUAUGGGACUACCUCCACCACAAUAUCAAUUUCAACCACCGCCACCACCACAACAAACAAUGUCACCACAUCAUUUUAUGCAACAACCACCACCACCAAAUAAUAUGUUUGCACCAGCACCACCUCAUUCACAUACCAACGGAUUCAUGAGUCCAUUUGGACCAAUGCAUGGUUCAGAUGGUAUGUUAAUGCCACCUCAUAUGCAUCCUCAUCAUCCAUUCGGUGGUUCACAUGGUCAAAUUCAAAUGCAUUUACAUCAUCAAGCAUUAUUUGAACAACAUUUACAUCAACAAGCAGCAGUAAUGGCUCAACAACAAGCAAUGGCAGAACAUCAUCAACAACAACAACAUGCAGCUAUUCAACAACAACAACAACAACAACAAACAGUACAACAACAACAACAACCAAUUAAAUCUAUUACAGAUGAAAAACCUAAAGCACCAACUUUAACAGAGAUUUUUGACGACUUAUCAUCAAGAUUUGUAUUAAAUAUACCUGCAGAAGAACUAUCAUCAUUUGAACGUUUAUUAUUUCAAAUUGAAACAGCAUAUUGGUUUUAUGAUGAUUUUUAUAGAGAAGAUUUCCCACAAUUACCAAAAUAUUCAAUGGGAGAGUUUACAAAGAAUUUCUUUAUGAAUUGUCCAAUUUUGAAAGCACAUCAAUCAUCUGUCGAAGAGAUUUUGAAAAAGUUUUCAGAGUAUAAAACCAAAGUUCCAGUAUUUGGUGCAAUCAUACUGAAUCAAGAUUUAGAGAAAGCAUUAUUCGUUAGAGGAUAUGGUAGUAACAAUAGUUGGGGUUUCCCAAAAGGUAAAGUCAAUAAGGAUGAACCCGAUUCAGAUUGUGCAAUUCGUGAAGUUUUCGAAGAGACUUCAUUCGAUAUUUCGCCCUACCUAAAUGAACGUCAUUACAUUGAAUUGAAUAUAAAGGAACAGAAAAUUAAACUUUACAUUAUAGCUGGUGUACCUGAAGAAACUUAUUUCUAUCCACGUACUAGAAAAGAAAUUGGUAAAAUCGAAUGGGUGGUAAUCAAUGAUCUACCAACAAUUGGUAAGAAAAUUAGUGGUUCAAAAGAACGUAACUUUUAUCGUUCUUUUCCUUUCUUUAAUAGAUUACGUAAAUGGGUACAAUUAAGAAAAUUAAAAUAUCCAAAAGAAUUAUAUGCUACAACUCCAAAUAAUAAUAAUCAACAACAAGUUCAACAAGUACAACAAGUACAACAACAGGUGCAACAAGUACAACCUCAAACACCAAAUAAUAAUCAACAACAACAACAACAACAACAACAACAACAAAAUAUUACACCAAAAUCAAAUAAUAAAAAUAACAAUAAUAAUUUACAGGUAAAUAAUCAAUAUUCACCAUACCCAAUUUCUCCACCUGCUUCACCUAGAGGACAACAACAACAACAGCACCAACAACAACAACACCAACAACAACACCAACAACAACACCAACAACAACACCAACAACAACACCAACAACAACAACAACAACAACAACAACAACAACAACAACAACAACAACAACAACAACAACAACAACAACAACAGCAUCAAAGUCAAAAACAACCAGUUCAACCAAUUACAAUUUUAACAAAAAAGAAAGCAGCAUUACAAGCACAACAACUACAACAACAAUCACAACAAAAUAAUUUAUUAUCAACUUUUAAUGAUCAAUAUAAUAAACAAAAGAGUCAACCAUCAUCAUAUCCAAUCAUUCCUGAAAGUUAUAUAAAUACAAGAUUUAAUUUGGAAAAAUUCAAUGUUCAAGAUUUAUCUAAUCAUUUUAAAACUACAAGUUAA
Dictyostelium discoideum AX4 is the source of this 1863-nucleotide messenger RNA. RefSeq names its product mRNA-decapping enzyme 2 (gene dcp2). Lineage: Eukaryota; Evosea; Eumycetozoa; Dictyosteliales; Dictyosteliaceae. The transcript has 3 exons. Gene Ontology annotation, molecular function: pyrophosphatase activity; 5'-(N(7)-methylguanosine 5'-triphospho)-[mRNA] hydrolase activity; metal ion binding. The record is from RefSeq and is a predicted model, not a curated record. Bases 1 to 1863 code for a protein of 620 amino acids. Gene Ontology annotation, biological process: mRNA catabolic process; nuclear-transcribed mRNA catabolic process, nonsense-mediated decay; deadenylation-dependent decapping of nuclear-transcribed mRNA. Gene Ontology annotation, cellular component: cytoplasm.